AUUGGCGGGGAUGCCCCCUGCGUAUAAUUUCAGAUUUUAAUAAAUAUAAUGGAAGCAAGAAGAGACGAAAAUGAUUCCGAUGCAAGAUAUCGCGCACGCUAUAAAUUGCUGAGGAAAACCGCGAAACAAUUGGUUUAUGAAAACGCUGCUAUGUGCAAUGAAAUCAAUAGGUUAGAGGAAAGAACUGUAUCUGCAAAAGUGCAAAGAAAGUUUUUAUUGAAAAAAUUGUUUCAAUUAGAAAAACCGGAGCAGAGAGGAAAUGGAGAAAAGAAUCAGAGAAGAACAAACUUGGUGCAGGGAUUGUCUAAUUCAAAAACAAGUUCCAUACAAAAUGAACCAACCACAGCAAAGACAGAGAAUGAUGAAAAUAAAAUUGACAAUGCAAGCCAAGUUUUACAAGUGACAUGACACAUCCUGCUAUAGCUGCCAUUGCUUAUAUAUCCAAAGCAUAAAAUCAAAAGGGAAUUUUAAGCUGUGAACCUCAGAACCAGCUUCAUACUCUGAUAUAGUUUCUUUAUAAAUUCUAAGAUCGGAUUUGAAUAUAUAUUUCCCGGCCCUUAAAU
Ciona intestinalis (vase tunicate) is the source of this 563-nucleotide messenger RNA. NCBI's taxonomy places the organism in Eukaryota, Metazoa, Chordata, Ascidiacea, Phlebobranchia, Cionidae. The record is from RefSeq and is a predicted model, not a curated record.